This is a messenger RNA of Selaginella moellendorffii, 1294 nucleotides long. RefSeq names its product octanoyltransferase. Lineage: Eukaryota; Viridiplantae; Streptophyta; Lycopodiopsida; Selaginellales; Selaginellaceae. The record is from RefSeq and is a predicted model, not a curated record. Gene Ontology annotation, biological process: protein lipoylation. The transcript is spliced from 2 exons. Gene Ontology annotation, cellular component: mitochondrion. Gene Ontology annotation, molecular function: lipoyl(octanoyl) transferase activity. The coding region runs from base 15 to 806 and encodes 263 amino acids.
GCUCCUGAGAGGCCAUGCCCAGGAAGAGCCCCGGCAAGCUCCAGGUAUGGCGCGUGGGAAUGCUGCGCUACGAUCGCGCCCUGGCGCUGCAGCGCUACGUGAUGGAGGACCGCAUUCUCGGCCACGACGACGUCCUCAUCUCCGUGCAGCACCCGCCCGCCAUAACCCUAGGCCGCCACAGGCUCUCCCACGCCAUCCUCACCCCCCACUCGGAGCUCCGCCGGCUGGGCAUCGAGAUCUACCACACGGACCGCCGCGGCGAGGUGACAAUGCAUCUCCCAGGCCAGCCCGUGCUCUACCCGAUCGUCUCCCUCCGCGCAAUCGAGAUGGGUCUUCGCAAUUUCCUGGAGGUGCUCGAGGACGUGAUGCUGGGCGUGGCCAAGAGCCAUGGAAUCGAUGCCGAGGUGAGGGUGCCAUUCGAGGCUGGAUGCUGGAUCGAGCGGCAGCGGCAGAUUGGAGCGAUUGGAUUGCGGCUGACGGGCGGGGUCACGACGCAUGGAUUGGCGUUCAAUGCCAAGCCGGACCUGGGCUACUUCUCGCACAUUGUCCCGUGCUGUGGCCUCGCGGGGAAGGAGGCGACCUCGCUGGCCAAGGAGCUGGGAUCGCCGGAUAGAGUGGACGAGGAGGCUGUGACGGAGCAGCUGAUUGAUAAGUUCGUGGAGAUCAUGGGGUAUAAAAAGGUGGCCAACCGGAGUUUCAACAUGGAGAAGCUGGUUCCAUCGCUGGACCGGCUGAUUACUGUCAGAGCUGGCGAUGGUGGGCGGAGAUGGCUCUUGAAGCUCAAAGAGAUGGAUCAGCACCAUUAGUUGGAUGUGAUUUCUUUUCCCGAGAUCCACAAAUUCAAAGCAUUGCAAGAAUGAUAGUGCUUCCCUUGCCGUAAGAGCGACGAGGUUCCGAUCUGCUGGAAUCAAACCAGCGACCUAAGGAUGUCUGGGAGAUACUACAGUCCUCCGCUCUACCAACUGAGCUAAGAUCGGUUAUUGUAACUGAAAGGUGGUCUUUUACUCACAUCCUUCAUGAAGGAUAUCGCCAUGAUCUUCCAAAAAUAUUGCAAGAAACUGUGCUGGAUUUUAUCAGGUAAAUUGAAAAUUGAAGCCAAUUCAAUUCUAUAACCAUUUCUUUCUGAUCCCUGUUGUGAUGGGCCAAGGCAAUGCGAUGCAUGGUUGCCAGAAAUCUUUCAGUACAAUACACAUGGACACAAUGGGAGUUUGGGUUUGUUGAUGAGAUUGUGUUUGUACACUUAAAACAGAACAAGAAACCUAUCAAACGAGAAAGAAACAUCUGAUGUGCAGCA